This is a messenger RNA of Mus caroli (Ryukyu mouse), 4429 nucleotides long. Its product is annotated as la-related protein 1B-like. Gene Ontology annotation, molecular function: RNA cap binding. Lineage: Eukaryota; Metazoa; Chordata; Mammalia; Rodentia; Muridae. Gene Ontology annotation, biological process: mRNA stabilization. The record is from RefSeq and is a predicted model, not a curated record.
AUAUGUGUGCCAUGGUGUGUAUGUGUGGAGGUAAGAGGACAACUUUACAGAGUUGGUUCUUUAUUUCCACUGUGGGGCUCAGGUAUUAAACUCAGGUGGUUAGAUAUGCCCAGCAAGUGCCCUUACCUUCUGAGCCAUUUUGCUGGCUUCAAAAUUGUAUUUCAUAUACUGGCAUGAAAGUACUACCUGCCUAUCUGUGUUCCUCAAACUGUAAACCAGAAUAAAUCCCUCUUGUUAGGAAUUUGGGGACUGCAAUGAAAAAAAUAAUAAUAAUAAAGUUAGUACGAAGAAUAACCUGCUGUGCUACCCUGACCAUGUGGUAUGUAGGCUUUUAGAACUGGUCUACAGAAGGGAUGUGAAAGACUUGGAUGCAGAGCUCUGUGGGUCAUUCUGAGUGGCUUAUGGGAGACCAGCAUGCCAAUGAACAGCUAGAAAGUGAACAUUAUGCUCAGGAGUUUUCAGAGAGGUACAAGUAAACUGUGGAAAGGUGAGCUAAAGGCUAUUUGCAUUUUCUUCUGAAGGAGAAUAUGGGUGUAAUCUGCCCAUUCCUGAAAAAGUUAAGUCAUAAAGUGAUUUGAAGUUUGUUUGGCAGUGGCAGGUUCAAGACUGAGGCAUGUUUACUACUCACGGUGCUUAUUCAGAUCUGUAGCAGGAGAAAGCAGGAGGACUGGAAAACGUGCAGUUUGGGGAAUAAAGGAGUGCACCGAGCAGAGUGCACAGAGCUUUUUAUAAUUAAGGAAAUUAGUACCAUUGUUUACUGAGGCAGGACAGAUGCCCUGAGAGUAAAACCUAUGGAAGUCUCCAACUAGUGAAAAUAGGAAUUGAUUUGAAAGAAGAGAAACUAAACUGAGACUGUGGCUAUGUGAACAGACUUUUAUGAGAACUGUUUCCCGGUUUUGGAAGCCCAUGUUUGUGGGAAGGCUGGUUACAGGCUAGUUAAGCUGCUUACAGGUAAUAGGAGCCAGCGCAGCACCUCAGUCUGGCAGUAGAACUUGGAUGCUUCAUCAGCAUGUAAAAUGCAAGUUACAGGGUCAUGGGGGCUUACACCAUUGUUUGAAGCUCUAUAAGGUCAAGUUGCAAAGUAGACUUCCAGGCUGUUGGGAGUUCCAGAAUUGUGGAACACCUACUAAGGAAAAGUGGAAUAGAAUCAUCCCAUGAGAGAGGCUAUCUAUACUAGAGGUGACAAAGUUGGAGGGUGGAGCUGUUCAUGGUCAUUGGAUCCCAGAUGAUAGUCCCACAAGCCCCAGAUACUGGUGAUGGUAUAGUGCUUGCCCUCCUAGGUUUAGAUGUCGCUUUGAUCCAAUCUUCCCUUGCCAUACCCCAUUCCUCUCUGUUGGAAUGGAAAUGUUUACUCUAUAUGCCUUUGUACAUUGGAAGUAUGUAACUUGUUUUCUGAAACUAUAGAAACUCACGGCUAAGACCUUGCCUUGCAUCUCAGAGCCUUUGGGUUUUUGAACAAUGUUGGGACAAUUAAAGACUGGUGACUUUUGAAGUCAGACUGAAUUUAUUUUGCUUUAUGAGCCUAUGGGAGUCAGAGAUGAAAUGUAAUUGUUUAAAAGUGAUUUAUUUGAUAGUCAGGUUGACAAGGAGUGUACUUGUGAUAAUUAAUCUUCGUUGUUAACUUGACUGGUUAUGUCUGUGGGGGCAUUUCCAGAGAGGUUUAACUGAAGAGGGAAGACCCAUCCUAAGCAUAGGCUGGGUGCUUGGCCUGAGUACCAGCAUUCAUCUCUCUGUGCUUCCUGACUGCAGACGCAGUGUGACCAGCCACCUCAUGCUCCUAUCACCAUGCCUUCCCUGCCAUCAUGGAUUCUGCCCUUCAAACUGUGAGCCAAAAUAAAUCCUUCUUCCCUUAAGUGGCUUCUUGUCAAGUGUCUUGAUGCAGCGACAUAAAGAGACAGCUAAUUUACAGCCUAGCAGUAAACAAUGAUGGAUAUUUUUAGAUAUUUCUGUUUGAGACCAAAAUAUUUCCUUUGGUUUUAUUCCUUUUAAAUUCCAUAUGUAAAGGUAUUUGGAUUAUAAUUGCAAACCAUACACAAAAUUUGUUACUCUUUAAAGCACAAAGAACUAGUUUCUGGUGUUUAUCUUUCCAUAGUUUUCUACCCAUAAUGUUGUCUCUCUGCAAGAACUACUGUAUGUUUUUAAAGAGAAGUGAACUUUAGGUUUCUAGUCCUAAAGAUUAUUCAAAUAACUGAAAAUAAAACCACGUGUAAACUUGGGAUCCUUUUAGCCAGCUUAUGAACAACUAGUUGGGAACUUUGGAUAAUAUAGAAACUAUUUUUUAUACCAGAUAGCUGUAAACUUGGGGUUCAAGAUGAUAUUGUAGCCAGCUUAUGAACAAGUAAUUGAGAAUGUUUGGUAAUGUGGACAUUUUUUUUCCAUAAGAUAGCCAAGAUAGGCCAGUCAAGUUGGAGUUGCCUUUCCAUUAAUAAUUUAUGUAUUAUUAAUAAAAUUGCAGGAAUAAAAAUAAAAGUUUUAUACAUUUUACCUUUUUAACAUGUUCAGAUGCACUUUUUAUGUUCAGCAUGAAAAAAUGUCACGUUGAUAUCAGCUGCUUUGUAUUGCAAAAGAGCAAGCAGAUGCCAGAUGUAUGGGAUGCUGACAGAAUCAUGCUGAUGCACAUUAGCUCAGGAGUAAAUCUGUCCUCCAUUUCCUAUAAAUCUUCAUAUCUGACCUUGUUAGUCUACUUGUAGAAUGCUUGGAGAAAUAGUAUGUCACUGGACAUGAGAAGAAAUAAGGUAGGACUACAGACAGCCUUAGGUAAUUAUAGGUGGCUACAAGAAGUGAAGCUUUUAUCAAAUACCCUUUAAUAUCAAAUUAGAUUAUCUUAAUAACUUUUGAUUGGUUUCUGUGCCAUCUGUACAGUAAAAUAUUUUAACAUAAUUGAUCCUUUUUAUCACAGAAAUGUAAAUAUCUACUUUUUCCUCUUUGGAGGUUGAAUUGUGUGACAUGAGUUGGCACUGCCACUGAGCAGAAGAUUUUAAUCAGCACAAAAGGUUGAUUUUGAGACUGGAAUCAACAUCUGUAUCUGAAGAGAGAUCAAAUCAUCUAAAUUUGCCAGAGGAAACAGAACAAGAAAAACUACUUUUUGCUUGAUGAAGAAACAGAACAGACAGAAAGGAUGGAAAACACACAUACAUACUGAGUCCACGAAAGAGGAAGACGAGUCACGCCACAAACCCCCCUCUAGAGUAUCACGUUGGGUGGGUGAUGGAGUCCAGGGAUCAUGGGCCAAGACCACCCUCUGUCAGCAGUUCAAAUGCUUCACCUUCAGAAGGUGCGCCACUCACAGGAAGCUACAGCUACCCGCCUCAGUCAUUCCCAAAGGUCCAGCAUCCUUCUUAUGAGCUGCUGAAGGAAAAUGGCUUUACCCAGCAAGUGUACCACAAAUAUCGCCGAAAGUGCUUAAGUGAGAGAAAACGCCUGGGAAUUGGACAGUCACAGGAAAUGAAUACCCUCUUUCGUUUCUGGUCCUUCUUCCUCAGAGACCACUUUAAUAGGAAAAUGUAUGAGGAAUUUAGACAACUUGCUUGGGAAGAUGCAAAAGAGAAUUACAGGUAUGGGUUAGAAUGUCUGUUCAGGUUUUAUAGUUAUGGACUGGAAAAAAAUUUCAGACAAGAAAUUUUUAAGGAUUUUCAAGAAGAAACCAAAAAAGACUACGAAUCUGGCCAGCUAUAUGGACUGGAAAAAUUUUGGGCCUAUCUGGAAUAUUCUCAAUCUAAGACCCAGCCUAUUGACCGGAAACUUCGGGAAUACCUCAGCCGUUUUAAAAAGUUAGAAGACUUCCGUGUUGAUCUCCCUUCUAGUGAGGGAUUUGGAAGACAAAGACAUUCAUCUACUUCUGGGGAGGAGAAGAUUCGCCAUACACUUCCUCCACCAAGUGCUGCCGAGAACUGCAGUCCCAAGGAGGGGGUCCAGGGGAAAUCCACAGGAGCCCAGUGACAACUCACAGUGACAGUGCCGCCUUGGCCUCUAGGGUUGAAGUACCAGGGAAGCAGAUACUUACACAAACGUCGUGUGUUCUUGAGAUCAACAUUGGCUUCAGUGUGUAUGUAGAUAGAUCUUCUGAUGUUUAAGUGUGAUAAUCAGAAAAACAAAAAGGAAAAAAAUUGUAGUCUUUUUUUUUUUCCCUAGCAACAUGAACUCCACAUGUUUUCCCUGAUUCUACAAACAAGGUCUGCUUGACCUCAGGGGAUCCCAUGGAGUCUUUGCCAUCACGUUUUCUUGACUGUUUACAAGAACAAAAUUGCUUUAUUUAUUACACUUAAACACACAUGUUGCGGCGCACGGAAUACCUGACAUUUCAGCUCAUCCCUCUUACAGGAGAUACAGUGUAUUGUAUUCAUCUCUUCUGUAUAACUCUCAAAGAGUCAGUUGUCUCCCUGUCAAUCGAUGUUUGAACAUAUCAAAAAGCAAGGGAAGAUUAUAUAUA